GGCGCUGCCAACAUGUGACACAGAGCAUCGCACCGAUCCGAGCACUCCGGAGGUAAACUCCAACACAGACUCAACUUGACGCGCUCGCCUUCUCCACCAGCUCCAUCUAUUUUCUGUCUGUCUGUCUUUUUUUCUUUUCUUUUUUUUUAAACUCCUCUUCUUUUUCUUCUUCCUCUUCUUCCUCUCCCUAACGAGCCCUGUAAUGUCCUGUUAAUUCCGUGUGCGCUAGUUAAUGAGCAUUAAUCCAUCACCCCUGGAUGCUAUUGUUGCGGCGGGGGAUGGCCAUUUGAAUGCAAAUGCGUGACACCGUGACAGCAAGGUGCUUAUUAAAGUGAUGAGCGCUGCUGCGUGCUGUACCGGGGGACCAGCGGAGUGAGAGCAGCGGAGCGGGGUUAGCUGGAGGAGCGGGGCGGACUGGAGGAACUUCUGCAAAACUAAAACAACAACAACAAAAACUGCAAGAACCGCAACAAUAAAAAAAAAAAAAAAAUGGCAAGUUCUGCGUCUCUGGAGACGGUGAUGUCCUGCGGUAGGACCGGGCCAUCCGCGGCCCCAAAGAGCCUCGCCUUCUCCAUAGACCGGAUCAUGUCCAAGGGCUCGGAGCCGAGGGGCGCUGGAGAGGAGCGGCCGGAGGGGAGGAAGCUGCUGGGGCUCUGCUCCCCGAUCCCCUGCAUGAUCCCGCUGCAGCCCUUCAGUUACGACCUGCAAGCCAAGGCGCUGAUGAACUACUCGGAGCUGUGGAGAGCCAGCUUCCGGGGGACUUUUUGCGGCUCCGCGGCCGCUCCUUGCAAAGCCAGCUGCGGCAUGUGCGCCAAGGCGGAGGCGGGCGUGAAGCAGCCGAGCAGGGUGGUGAAGCCGCAGGUGAUCCAGCAGGCCGUGCCCAGCGGCGGCGGCGGCGGCGGUUCUCUCUACUAUCUCAACUACCUGGACUCUGCGUACCAGCAGCAGCCAGAGCUGCUGGCCGGACACUGGUUCUCCAGCCCGCAGGCCCACGCUUCUCUGUCGGCGCACCACAGACUCUUGCUGCUGGAGAACGCCAAGCUCGCCGGGGUGUGUGCCGAAAAGCUGCCCACGCCCCAGUACCCGCACAAGGAGCAUCUGCCGGGGCAGCUGGACCAGAUAGUGAAGGAGAGCCACGGCCUGAGCCCCGAGAAGAGCGGCGCCAAGACGCACAGCAAAGUCAGCGGCGGCAGCGGCGCAGACGGAAAACCCAAAAACUUUACGUGUGAAGUGUGUGGAAAGGUUUUUAACGCGCAUUACAACCUGACCAGACACAUGCCCGUGCACACCGGGGCCCGGCCCUUCGUCUGCAAGGUGUGCGGCAAAGGCUUCCGGCAGGCCAGCACGCUGUGCAGACACAAGAUCAUCCACACACAGGAAAAGCCUCAUAAAUGUAACCAGUGUGGGAAGGCGUUCAACAGAAGCUCCACGCUCAACACGCACGUGCGGAUCCACGCCGGGUACAAGCCUUUCGUCUGUGAGUUCUGCGGGAAAGGUUUCCACCAGAAAGGAAACUACAAGAACCACAAGCUGACGCACAGCGGCGAGAAGCAGUACAAGUGCUCGAUCUGCAACAAGGCCUUCCACCAGGUGUACAACCUCACCUUCCACAUGCACACGCACAACGACAAGAAGCCCUUCACCUGCGCCACCUGCGGCAAGGGCUUCUGCCGCAACUUUGACCUGAAGAAACACAUCCGGAAGCUGCACGACAGCGUCUUCUCGCCAGCCACAAACGCCUCCAGAGAGCCGCAGAGCUGAGGCACGCUGCCCCAUUUCCCCAAAAUGCAUUUCAAUAAUAUUCCGACUGGGAUUGUUGGCCCUCAAAAAAAAAAAAAAAAAAAAAAAAAGACUGGCUUAUAGCUCUGCAUUUGUGGCCACGUUGAACAGUUGUGUUUCGAAAGGCCGGAGAGAAGGUGCAUGGGGUAGUCCAAUACAAUUGGAAAUAAUCCCUUUAAAAAGAAGUGUGGUAAUCCUGUAGGGUUUCAGAUCCUGCCCAGGUGUCCCAGCAGGGACGCUGUAAAGGGAAUACAGAACAGACCGGAGCACCUCUUAUUACCACCGGUCUCCCAUUAGGGCUGCUCAAUUAUGGAAAACAUCAUAAUCACGAUUAUUUUUUGGUCAGUUCUGAAAUCGCGAUUAUUGAACACGAUUACUCAUUGACUUUCUGAAAGGUGUUGCGUUUUUUGAAGUGCAGAAACAGUGACUCAGUUAAACCAAUGAACAGUGAAAACACCUUGAACCGUGACAUUUCCCCACGUUCAGAACACAAGACCAAAUAAGAGUUUACUUGCAAAACGUAAUGUGCUAAAUAAUCAUUUUUCUGGAUUACUCUAUUUUUUUUGUGACCGUUAGGAGCCAAAAUUGUAAUCGCGAUUAAAAUGUUCAGUUCAUUGCGCAGCCCUAGCUCCCGUACUGUGCGUCGGGAUGUCAUAGGGAUUGGUUUCUGCACAUUGACUGAACUUCUUCCUGCGUUGCCCGUUACGAGCAUCAAACAUGGGAGAAAUAACCUGUCUCCACGAUGGACCUGUAAAUAAUAGCUUAUGGAAAUAAACUAAAUGUUAUUUAAAAUGUGAACCAUUGCCAUGUUGUGUAUUUCACAGAAAAAAACUGUUAAUGUGAAUAAAUAAGUUAUAACUUAUGAUGAAAACUGAAUGUUUGAGCCAUGUUGUUUCCGUUUUUUUGAAGGCAUUUGGAAAUAAAACAGUGAACUAA
This is a messenger RNA of Perca fluviatilis (European perch), 2715 nucleotides long. It is a transcript of the gene fezf2, whose product is annotated as FEZ family zinc finger 2. Lineage: Eukaryota; Metazoa; Chordata; Actinopteri; Perciformes; Percidae. The coding region runs from base 490 to 1761 and encodes 423 amino acids. The transcript has 4 exons. Gene Ontology annotation, cellular component: nucleus. The record is from RefSeq and is a predicted model, not a curated record.